Molecule: messenger RNA, 6625 nt
Organism: Rhinolophus ferrumequinum (greater horseshoe bat)
Lineage: Eukaryota; Metazoa; Chordata; Mammalia; Chiroptera; Rhinolophidae
Gene: SRPK2
Product: SRSF protein kinase 2
Exons: 17
Coding region: 118-2307 (729 amino acids)
Biological process (GO): spliceosomal complex assembly; regulation of mRNA processing; protein phosphorylation
Molecular function (GO): protein kinase activity; ATP binding
Source: RefSeq, a predicted model, not a curated record
CUCCCGGCUGGCGGAGCGAGUGGAGGCUGCAGCCCGGCUCCGCUCCCGCGUCGCCGCCGCCGCCACCGCUGCGGCCGCCGUCGCAGAGCCCCCCCGCCCUCCUUCCGCCGCGUCGGUAUGAGCUCCCGGAAAGUGCUGGCCAUUCAGGCCCGAAAGCGGAGGCCGAAGAGAGAGAAACAUCCGAAAAAGCCGGAGCCUCAGCAGAAAGCUCCCUUGGUUCCUCCACCGCCACCCCCACCGCCGCCGCCGCCCCUGCCGGACCCUGCGCCCCCAGAGCCGGAGGAGGAGAUCCUGGGUUCGGAUGAUGAGGAGCAGGAGGACCCCGCCGACUACUGCAAAGGUGGCUACCAUCCAGUGAAAAUUGGAGACCUUUUCAAUGGCCGGUAUCAUGUUAUUAGGAAGCUAGGAUGGGGACACUUCUCUACUGUUUGGCUGUGCUGGGAUAUGCAGGGGAAAAGAUUUGUUGCAAUGAAAGUUGUAAAAAGUGCCCAGCAUUAUACAGAGACAGCCUUGGAUGAAAUAAAAUUGCUCAAAUGUGUUCGAGAAAGUGAUCCCAGUGACCCAAAUAAAGACAUGGUAGUACAGCUAAUUGAUGACUUCAAGAUUUCAGGCAUGAAUGGAAUACAUGUCUGCAUGGUCUUCGAGGUCCUUGGCCACCAUCUCCUCAAGUGGAUCAUCAAGUCCAACUACCAGGGCCUUCCCAUCCGGUGUGUGAAGAGCAUCAUUCGGCAGGUUCUACAGGGGUUAGAUUACCUACAUAGUAAGUGCAAGAUCAUUCAUACUGACAUAAAGCCGGAAAACAUCUUGAUGUGUGUGGAUGACGCUUAUGUGAGAAGAAUGGCGGCCGAGGCCACCGAGUGGCAGAAAGCAGGUGCUCCUCCUCCUUCGGGGUCUGCAGUGAGUACCGCUCCACAGCAAAAACCUAUAGGAAAAAUUUCUAAAAACAAAAAGAAAAAACUGAAAAAGAAGCAGAAAAGGCAGGCUGAAUUAUUGGAAAAGCGCCUUCAAGAAAUAGAAGAAUUGGAGCGAGAAGCCGAAAGGAAAAUAAUAGAAGAAAACGUCACAGCAGCUGUACCUUCCAAUGAGCAAGAUGACGAAUACCGCCCAGAGGUGAAACUAAAAACAGCAGUUUUAGAGGAGGCUGCCGAGGGAGAGACUGCACAUGACAACGGUGAAGCUGAGGACCAGGAGGAGAAAGAAGACGCUGAGAAGGAAAACAUUGAGAAAGACGAAGAUGACGUUGAGCCAGAACUCGCGAACAUAGACCCUACGUGGAUAGAAUCACCCAGAACCAAUGGCCACAUAGAGAAUGGCCCGUUCCUGCUGGAGCGGCAGCUGGAUGAUGAAGACGAUGAUGAAGAAGAUUGCCCAAACCCCGAGGAGUAUAACCUCGAUGAGCCAAAUGCAGAAAGCGAUUACACAUAUAGCAGCUCCUAUGAACAAUUCAAUGGUGAAUUGCCAAAUGGACGACAUAAAAUUCCCGAUUCACAGUUUCCAGAGUUUUCCACGUCACUGUUCCCUGGGCCCUUAGAACCUGUGGCUUGUGGCUCAGCGCUUUCUGAGGGAUCCCCUCUUACGGAGCCUGAGGAAAGCAGUCCAUCGCACGACAGAAGCAGGACAGUGUCAGCCUCCAGCACCGGGGAUUUGCCAAAAACAGCAAAAACCCGGGCAGCUGACUUGCUGGUGAAUCCGCUGGAUCCCCGGAAUGCCGAUAAAAUUAGAGUUAAAAUUGCUGACCUGGGAAAUGCUUGUUGGGUGCAUAAACACUUCACCGAAGACAUCCAGACGCGUCAGUAUAGAUCCAUAGAGGUUUUAAUAGGAGCAGGUUACAGUACACCUGCUGACAUUUGGAGCACAGCGUGUAUGGCAUUUGAGCUGGCCACGGGAGAUUAUUUGUUUGAGCCGCAUUCUGGGGAGGACUAUUCCAGAGAUGAAGACCACAUAGCUCACAUCAUAGAGCUGCUAGGCAGUAUCCCAAGGCACUUUGCUCUGUCUGGAAAAUAUUCUCGGGAAUUCUUCAAUCGCAGAGAUCACAUAGCAUUGAUCAUUGAACUGCUGGGGAAAGUUCCUCGAAAAUACGCUAUGUUGGGGAAAUAUUCCAAGGAGUUUUUCACCAGAAAAGGAGAGCUGCGGCAUAUCACCAAGCUGAAGCCCUGGAGCCUCUUCGACGUCCUUGUGGAAAAGUACGGGUGGCCCCAUGAAGACGCUGCACAGUUUACAGAUUUCCUGAUCCCGAUGUUAGAAAUGGUUCCAGAAAAACGAGCCUCAGCUGGCGAAUGCCUUCGGCAUCCCUGGCUGAGUUCUUAGCAGAUUCUACAAAUACAGCAUUCUGAGCUAGCAAAUGUUUCCCAGUACAUUGGACCUAAACGGUGACUGAUUCUUUAACAGGAUUACAAGUGAGCUGGCUUCCUCCUCAGACCUUUGUUUUGCUUUGAGGUACUGUUGUUUGACAUUCUGCUUUUGUGCACUGUGAUCCUGGGGAAGGGGUAGUCUUUCGUCUUCAGCUUAGUAGUUUACUGACCCACUUUCUUCUGGAAACAAUAACACGUCUCUAAGCAUUGUUUCUUGUGUGACAUUCAAAUGUCAAUUUUUUUGAACGAAAAAUACUUUCCCUCUUGUGUUUUGGCAGGUUUUGUAACUAUUUAUGAAGAAAUAUUUUAGCUGAGUAUAUAAUUUGCAAUCUUAAGAAAUUAUCAAGUUGGAACCAAGAAAUAGCAAGGAAAUGUACAAUUUUAUCUUCCAGCAAAGGGACGUCAUUCCUGUAUUAUAGUGUAUGUAAUGCACCCUGUAAAUGUUAAUUUCCAUUAAAUGUGGGAUGGGGACGCUGAUUUCAGAAAAGCUACCCAGUCUGGAGUGCUUUGUAGCCUGAGUUGCAUGUAGCAGACUUUGCUCCAGGGAGUUGUGCAAACUUUUCAUUCCGUAACGGUCCUUUUUCAUUGGAUUUUAAACAGAGUGGCUCUGGUUAUGUCAUUCCCUGUAUGGCACUUUAAAGAAAGAAAGGACAUACUUCACAUUCUCAAGUACGUAUUAUAGUUUAGCACCCCCUUCCUGUUUUUGCAUAUUUUAAAAGUACUUUUAAGGAAAACCAGCAAUUUCCCCUUGAAAAUGCGAAGGCCUGGUACCAUGUGGUGUUGCCUCGUACAAGCGCUGUACGUUAACUCGGCAAAGAUUAAACUGGACGAGAGAAACAUGUUCGGUGUGUGGAAUGAAAUUACAUGUAUGUUGGGAAAUCUUGCUCGUCUGUCUAGAACGAGUAUUAUCCAGUUUGCAGUGCAGUGGGCCGAAUAUUACCGUCUCAGAGGUAACAGCGAUCGAGUUCAUUCCGGAGGCAGUUUUAGGUGUGGCUGCAAUGUUUUACUAGCUUUUUGAUUGUCACUCCAUGCACUGAAGUUGAGAAAAUGAUUUCCCCUUGCAGGUUGCACACAAUUUUGUUUAUGCAUUUCCUUAAAAUUGUAGAAACCAGGACACAAACCAUAGUAGGCAAUACAAUUUUAGAAUGUAAUAAAUAGAGGUGUAUUUAGCCUCUUUUAGAAGUGAGUGAAUGCCAGUUGUUUUUUAAUUUUACAUUCAUUGAGGUGCCUCCUUUUUCUUAACUGUCCAUUAACAUUUAUCCAUAUGCCUUUGCAAUAAUUAGAUUGUGAAAAGAUAACAAGUGUUGUAACAAUAAUCCAUUGUUUGAGGUGCUUGCAGUUGUCUUAAAAAUUAAAGUGUUUUCAGUUUUUUUUCCAGACAUUGCCUUGGUCAUUGGCCUAUAUUUGAAGUGAUAGAAUCAACAAACGUGCUAUCCUUUUAGUAUAGUGUAACCAAAACUAAAGGGAAGACCAGCGUUGCUGUGGCAGGAAAGGUAGUUCUGUAACAUGAGUUAAGGCUUAUUACAAGGAUAUGAUUCAUUGCUUUGCAAGGGUAAAGAAGAUGAAUUUAGAAAAGAUGCUGUGGUAUAGAUUUAAUACCUAGAAUUUCAGUGAUCAUUUUUCAUUCACGUUUCAUCAAAAACAUGAAUUACAUUUUGUUUGAGCAUUGUGGAUUUUCUUUUUCUUUUUUCAGUGUUUACUGUGAGGGAACAAAACACGUCAUCUUUUAGGAAUUAGCAUUAUGUCACGUAUCACUAAGGUCAAACAUACUGUUCAUUUAGGAAGUGUGCUUCUAAGUUUUUCUAAUGAGGCUCUGGGUUACCAUAUAGAUCCUGUGACAGGUGGUGGCUGUAGACCAGUGAUGCCAUCCACCAUUUCCAUAGGAACCACUCUUACAAGAACUGCAGGGUACAAUUAUGUCUUCUCUGAGUCUGUAAGAAUUUUUAUUAGGGGUAUAGCACACUUGAAUGAAAGUUGUCUAAUGCAGUUUUGGCUGUUAGGAAAUAAACUAUGUUAUUAUGGAUAUUCGAAAGGAUCUGUCCCUUAUGAUAAAAUAGCCUAAAUAGUUUAUUGUAAAAAAACAAUUGUUCUAGAAGGAAUCUGCAUUUGUAUUAGGUAUGGUAUGGUUUUCAGCAGAUCCUUGGUGGCUUGAUGAUUAUGCAUAUAAGCUAAGAGAACCACUGAUAAUGCAAACACUAGAGCCAGCUUGGUUGAAUGCUCCACCUUUCCUCUCUCUAGUCCAUGUGAAGUCUUCAUGGAAAAUGACAAGCAGUGGAUCUCAUAUGUGGUUAUAGCAGAUUCAGAAGCUGGCUGGCUGGCUGGCAAUUAGAACUGCCCCAGGGCAGAAAAAAAGUGGAUGUAGGUGCUUCAAAAAAGCAUACAUUUUUUAGGUGAAAACUGACUUACUAACUUGCUUCUUCCUGUAGCUGGAUCAUACAUACAUAACUAGUUAAUAGAAAAAAACAACUGUUUCUGCUGGAGUAGAAAACUUCAAUUCAGUUUGUAUUUACAGUUGAAAUUAAUUCUUAAAUUCCACUUUUUUCCACUAAUUUUUUUUUUAACGUUAAUGAAAUUUUGGUAGAAGACAGUAUUUGAGAGUGUAUGUAUCCUUCAUUAAGGAGUCAAAGAAUUAUAUAAAAUUCUUCAGUUUCUAAAAAGCUUCUGUAUACAUUAUGUAGUAGGAAAAUUUAAAACUACGAGGAAUUAAAAAUCCUUUAAAGAGAUAAAUAUUGAUAUUUCACUAUGCUAGUUCACUUUGUUCUGUUUGAAACUAUCAGGAUGCAUGGUAAAGCCAUUUUUUCUUGGACAAGAGUUGCUUUAGUGAAUGCCAUGAGAAUUUUGUUUGAUUAAGGAAAGGAUGGUAAAGUUGACCUAAGUUCUUUUAAAACUUGAAGCUGAUUAGGAUUGAUUCCUAAAUACAGCUGCAUUAAUGUACUAGCAUUAGCUAAUUUUCAAAACGAAAUGGAAAUUGAAAGUGUAAAACAUGACCUACGAUACUGCCAAAUCUUAGUCAUUUUAAUGUUUACUUUUUCCAUCAAUGCACAGAAUUUGUAUACUGUGCCAAAUUGUUACGUAACAGGAUGAUGGAAGACAUGAUGACAAAUAAUGGUCAUUACGAUUGAUUAUGCUUAAUUAAUCCUCCUGAGAGGCAGAGGACAAAAUAGUAAGAAUUUUUUUAUUUUCCCAAAAAUAACUAGCAUUUUAUAUUUCAGCAAUAAAAUGUUCACGUGAGAGGCCGUUUUCAUUUCACUUGAGAGAGCUAAGAAUAAUGCCUUUUUCCUUUAAUUUUGUACACAAAAGAAAUUUUAAACAUUUCCCGCUACUUUUUAAAGUAGUAUAGCUAGACAGUAAAUGUUAAUUUAAGGUUUCCAAAUAAUUUUGAUUAAUCAAUAGGACAUUUCAGUUAUGUUUUAAAAUGUACAAAUUAGAUUGUUCCUGUGUUUUUUUUGGCAAACUACUUUAUAGUUUCAAACACUUGUUGUAAAUUACAAUCUAUAACUUCUGUGUAAUGCUUUAAUGGUAUGGGUUCAUUUUGUAUUCAAACAUAAUUCAAUGUACAGAGCUCUGGCACCUCACAGUUUCUUUCUCAUGGCUCUUGCUCCUGCCAGAACGACCAGGAGGAACAUUACAAGAGCAGGCCUUACUACUGCCCCUGAUGCUUGCUAGUCCAGCUGAGGUAGUAGUCGCUAAAGAAAAUGGAAGGCUCCUUAUAAACCAUACUGGAAAAUAUAACUUCCGUAAAAACACUUGCUUAAACCCCAAUCUCAGAAGUUGUACAGGACAAUUUGGUAAAACUGACAUAAUUGUGAUUUAUUAACAUGAAUUAAAAUGCCCAACCAGUGCUUCAAUGUGACAGUAUAUUUAAAAUAAAAAAGAAAUUAAAGGUCAUAUACUGUACUACUUUCACAAAGAUCACACAGUUUUGCAGACUUGUCAUAUGUACAAUGCUAUAUAUCAAAUGAGAAAAGCUGUAAGCAAUUAUUAUAUAUGCAAAAGAAAUGCAGUAUUUACAGUUUGUCAGGAGACAUUAAAAAUCAUCUAUACAUUAAAUUACAUUUUGUUUGUAAAUAACCGAUAAAACAAAAUGAGCCAUGUCCACACCAAACUAUAAAAAUUUGUAUUGUGUUUUUUUAUAUCUAAGAUGCACUCGCAGAGCUGCUGAAGGAAAAAACUGAAAAUCCUCACAGUGCCAUUACUUAGGUUUGUACUUAAUGCAUAUGUAUAAAAUAAUAUAGAAAACAUCCACUAAAUGAAUUUUAACUGCAACAAUAAAA